Messenger RNA from Ricinus communis (castor bean), 964 nucleotides. Its product is annotated as chaperone protein dnaJ 11, chloroplastic. Bases 194 to 700 code for a protein of 168 amino acids. The record is from RefSeq and is a predicted model, not a curated record. Lineage: Eukaryota; Viridiplantae; Streptophyta; Magnoliopsida; Malpighiales; Euphorbiaceae. The transcript has a single exon.
CCCUGAAUAUCUUAAUCAAUCCCCACAGUUAUUUGCUUUCUAUAAUAAUACCGCAUUUCACUUUGACCCUUUAUAUAUCUCUUUCUCUUUUCUUCUUUCUCCAAUUCACACACCAAAACAAACAGCUCCUCAGAAACUCUGUUGCUAUACUUUCCAUUUUCCUAUUUUACCCCUAAAACUCUCUCUCAAUUCAAUGUUCACCUCUUCCUCUUUAACCCUAAAUCCCCCAAUCUACGCCGCCGCCACGACGCCACUCCUUUCGUCACCGAAAUCUCCACUUUCUCCUCCUUUUCCUCUUUCUCCUCGUCCUCUAUCAACCGCCGCAUCUCUCCGGAGGAUGACCGUCACCGCCGCCUCAGUCUCAACAUGUCUCGAAUCAGUCCCGGUCAACUCGCGCAGAGCUAUGAGCUUAUACGAGAUUCUCCGAAUCAAGCAAACGGCGUCCUUGAUGGAGAUCAAAACAGCAUAUAGAAGUCUCGCGAAGCUAUAUCAUCCGGAUGCGGCCGUCCGCGAAGAUGUCGAAACUGACGGUCGUGAUUUUAUGGAGAUCCACAACGCUUACGAGACUCUGUCGGAUCCGGCUGCGAGAGCGCUUUACGAUUUGUCUCUUGAUGCGGCAUCUAGGAGAAGGAGACCGGCUGUUGGUUUUACUGGCGGGUACUACCCGACCCGGAGAUGGGAAACGGAUCAGUGCUGGUAGAAAAGUAGAUUUUUGACUUGAAGGUUAAAAAUGACAAUGUCUCACAAAUCUAAUCGAAUGAUUUUCCUUUUUUUUCUUAACCUUUUCUUUUUUUCAUUCUUUAGGAGUUUUAGUUUAACGUGUAAACAUGUCACUGACGUGGCAAUGUGUAGAGAGAUUUUUUUAGUGUAUAUUCUACACUUUUUUUCUUUUUGCCUCUAUGAGGAUGACAAAGAAAAUUCAAAAAAAAAAAGGAAAAGUAGGAAAGUAAAUAUUUCUUAUUGA